AUGGCAACUGCAGGGCUUUCUACCGUUUGCAUGACCCAAAUCCCUCCACAAAGACGGAUCGCAACCUCGUUUGUCAAAACCCAACAACCCUCAUUGGGCUCCCCAAAGAGCACCACAAGAACCUUUGGGCUGAAAGUAAGGCCUAACUUCCGGGUUUCCGCCAUGGCCACGUACAAGGUGAAGUUGGUGGGGCCCGAUGGGGUUGAGUCCGAGUUUGAUGCCCCAGACGACGCGUACAUUCUCGACUCAGCCGAGAAUGCGGGAGUUGAAUUGCCUUAUUCGUGCAGGGCGGGUGCAUGCUCCACGUGCGCUGGGAAACUGGCUUCAGGUGCGGUCGACCAAUCAGAUGGCUCUUUUCUCGAUGAUGGCCAGAUGGCUUCAGGAUAUGUGCUGACGUGUGUUUCGUACCCGACUUCGGAUUGUGUGAUCCACACGCACAAGGAGAGUGAUCUGUACUGA
Striga hermonthica is the source of this 459-nucleotide messenger RNA. NCBI's taxonomy places the organism in Eukaryota, Viridiplantae, Streptophyta, Magnoliopsida, Lamiales, Orobanchaceae. The record is from the annotation of a GenBank genome assembly.